Ornithodoros turicata is the source of this 790-nucleotide messenger RNA. RefSeq lists its product as uncharacterized. Gene Ontology annotation, biological process: proteolysis. The transcript is spliced from 7 exons. The record is from RefSeq and is a predicted model, not a curated record. Gene Ontology annotation, molecular function: metalloendopeptidase activity. The coding region runs from base 116 to 790 and encodes 224 amino acids. NCBI's taxonomy places the organism in Eukaryota, Metazoa, Arthropoda, Arachnida, Ixodida, Argasidae.
UUUUCUUUUUCGACUGUAUCAUUAGCGACUGGCCACUAACACGUACAACACUUCUUGCUUUUCCAUAUUAGGCGCAGGCCAGGUACAGGUGAAUAUAUCAGAGCGAUCGUUCCUGAUGCAGCAGUACGGACCGCAGCUGCCACAGACGGUCAGGAUGGAACUAGGGGUGGUGUGCGACCACGAGCACCGGGAAGCCUUUAGUAGCAAAGACGACCACGAGGAAUACGUCGUGCUCUUUAUGAGAUCGGUUACUCUGAGGUUCAACUUCCAUACGCCUAAGAUACAGUUCAGACUUGUAGAGCUGCGCUUGACUAGUAAGGAAGAAUCGAACAAGUUGCUGGGAAUCGAGCCACAAAGCGAAGGAGCAACUGGUAUUAUCGACGACGCCAUCGACGGUGCAAAAGUGCUGUUAAAUCUGGAAGAAUUUAUGAAGAAAUCCGUCAUCGGUAAUCAGCGGAAUGUAGACGUCGCAUACAUGAUCACAACACGACCCAACAUAAAAGAAUACUACGACGACGGCAUCUAUGUAUUCGUUCCUGGAAUGACUUACAAAGACUCAGUAUGCACAGACUACAACGUGGCUAUAGGUUGGGACGAUGCGAAAUUUUAUCUUGGUAUAGAUGUAGCUGUACGUCUGCUGGCAAACAUGUUGGGAGCCCCAUGGGAGACGAACGACACAGACUGCAAAUUUGAUGAAGGCUUUCUCAUGGGAAAUUACAUGAAAUAUUCCCAAAACUCCCACCAGUUCUCAGAGUGCAGCAAGAAUGGGAUGAGGCAGACUUUACGGUGA